CGCACAUAGCGUGAGUCUUACCCGCCCCCAACCGCCGAAAGCAGCCAUCCAAUUCCAACGCUCACGCUCACGCGACGCGCUCGGCUUCAUUCCUUCCUUUCCUAUAAAGACAUGGCCGAGCUUCUCGCAGCUUAGCUAGGCAUCGCCUUCCUUCCCACACACGCUCUUGAGUCUUGACCAGCUACACAAAUUAAUCGAAGCCAGUGUAGUAAUCUAGUUAUAGCCAUGUCCUGCUUCGCCGUGUCCAUGGGCGCCGCCUCUUCCUCUUGGCCGUCGCCGUCGCCGUCGUGGAUGGGGAGCAGGAAGCACGCCUGGCGGCGGUGGUGCGCCGGGCUCGCCGCCGCCGCGCGCUCCAGGCUCCGCCGCGUCCGCUGGGCGGCGGCGCCGGCGGGGCACCGAGCUCAGCGCCGGCGGCCGUCGUCCGUGACGCGCCACGGCCAAGCCCACCGCCGGAGCUUCGCUCCGGUGUACGUGGACGAGCUCUACAGCCAUCAGCAGCAGCAGCCCAUGGGCCUCCGCCUCACCGUCCUGGACCAAGAGGAGCAGCCCAGCACCAGCAAGCCCACGACUACUACUGCCGGAUGGCGUGCGGCUCCGGCAGCUGCAUCGAGUGGCGUGGGGAUGAAGAUGAAGGGUUUGAUGAUGAUGAUGAGCCCGGGGAGGGAAAGAGGGGGGAUGGGGGAAGUGGAUUUGAGGGCGGAGAUGUUCAUCAGGAAGUUCAGGGAGGAGAUGCGGCUGCAGAGCCAGCGGUCGGCCGAGGAGUUCCAGGCCAUGCUCGCAAGAGGCACAUGACAUGAGGUCGAUCAUGAUCCAUCCAUCAUUAAGUAUAAUUUGUGUACAUACGGAGUAUUUAAGAUUAACCAUGCAUGAGGAUCGGAUGCAUGUGUGUAGAUGUUAAGAGUAGCUUGGUUUGGAUUGCAGUUUGGAAAGAAAUUGAUUAAGAAUAGUGAUUAGUGUAGGGUCCCUGCUAGAAGAAGAUUGUAGUGCUUGGUUUUCGUGUCAAUUGUCCAUAACAGUGUUUGUUGAUUCAUAGGUCCGAAAAUAUAUGACAGCAAUAAAGAAAAAGGGUUACAGAAUUA
This is a messenger RNA of Brachypodium distachyon (stiff brome), 1079 nucleotides long. RefSeq lists its product as uncharacterized. The transcript has a single exon. NCBI's taxonomy places the organism in Eukaryota, Viridiplantae, Streptophyta, Magnoliopsida, Poales, Poaceae. The record is from RefSeq and is a predicted model, not a curated record. The coding region runs from base 226 to 792 and encodes 188 amino acids.